Molecule: messenger RNA, 951 nt
Organism: Gaeumannomyces tritici R3-111a-1
Lineage: Eukaryota; Fungi; Ascomycota; Sordariomycetes; Magnaporthales; Magnaporthaceae
Exons: 2
Coding region: 1-408 (135 amino acids)
Source: RefSeq, a predicted model, not a curated record
AUGGGUAUGCACCAGGAGAUGGGCGCUAGGCGACUGCCACGUCCGCCCCGUCAGUGCAAGGAAGUUCCUUCGGCUGCGUGCGGGGUUCUCAUGCCACAGCAUCAUCGGCGCGGGGAUGUGCGACACCCAACCGGCGCCGCCAAACGCAAGGCUGGUCGUCUGCCCGCCAACACCCAACACCGCAUCUCGACGAUGGACCACGCAGACAAAAGGGCCUCGUCCGGCACUUCCCUUCCCAGCCUCCACCGUAUCCACGCCCGCGCUCCUCUUUAUGGAGUUUGGCGAGCGAAAGAGGAAAGGGGCGAAGGAGUCGGCUUGGGCGGGAAACGGGGCGAGGACCCUCUUCCCCAGACGCUCAGGUCAGAAAAGCUGGGGGAGAACUGGGGCCCGGGCGAGAAAUGGGCCUAGCGCCACGCAACUCUCCACCCACCGUAAAGGGGGAUCUUCUUGGUGACCAACGCGAAGGGUUUUCAAGCAAGCGCGACGAGAUUUGGACGUUUGGAAAAGAAUCAAUCUAGAGACCCUCGCGGCGUCUGGAAACAAUGUCGGGCUCGUAGGGCCAUGUCAGGUCGCCUUUGCAGGCGGAGCCUCCCUGCGCGGAGUGGUGCCAGGCGAUGCGGGCGGUGGCUUCUGCGUGUGCUGAUUCUGGGCUGGUUGUGACGUCUGACCAGGAUACUGAUUGGCCGCUGCGAGAUGGCUGAGACGUUGCUUUAUUGCCUUGGUCGCACGCUACCCCGCUUCCUGCACCCGCGUGGGGUGUCCCGUCUGCUCCUUCUCUUGGCCUGCCCAGCGGCUCAGUUGGCCGCGUGAGCUCUUUCUCUCUGAGUGCGAGAUGCUCUGUCCGUGCUGGCACAGGCUAUUGCCGCUGGCAUCUGGCCCAGCUAGCCAGUCAACGCCCCCCGUUUCCCCCUGGGGCGGGCCCUGAUGAAGAAGGUUUGGGAGGACAUGAGG